Gossypium arboreum is the source of this 879-nucleotide messenger RNA. RefSeq names its product ethylene-responsive transcription factor ERF017-like. NCBI's taxonomy places the organism in Eukaryota, Viridiplantae, Streptophyta, Magnoliopsida, Malvales, Malvaceae. Bases 268 to 693 code for a protein of 141 amino acids. The transcript has a single exon. Gene Ontology annotation, biological process: regulation of DNA-templated transcription. The record is from RefSeq and is a predicted model, not a curated record. Gene Ontology annotation, molecular function: DNA binding; DNA-binding transcription factor activity.
GAUUUGAGGUGACGCGGUUGCGUUCGUCUCUACCGUGUUUCCUUAAACAAGUUUGAACCUUCUGCGAACUGAGCACCGCCCAUCACCACCGUCCACUGCAGCUUAUAUGUAUAUAUACUUCCAAGAGCCGCAAUUUUUAAUGCCUGAAUCUAAUUCAGUGGGCGUUUCGAUAAAAGCUAACUCAGUGGGUGUUUCAAUAAAAGCUAACUCAGUGGGACUUUCCAUUGACACAAAUCAGUAACUUUUUUUUGUUUUUGCGAUAUAACGAUGAAGCCAACAUCACCUGUAGAACAUGUCUCCAACAGCGGUAGUAGUUCCAAGUACAAGGGUGUAAGGAAACGGAAAUGGGGGCAAUGGGUAUCGGAGAUCCGAUUACCCAACAGCCGUGAACGUAUUUGGUUAGGGUCUUAUGACUCGGCGGAGAAAGCAGCCAAGGCGUUUGAUGUGGCUCUUUAUUGUUUACGUGGACCUGAAGCUAACUUUAAUUUCCCUAAAAACCCACCGGAGGUCGUCGGAGGAAGGUCAUUUUCCCCGUCGGAAAUUCGAGCGGUGGCUGCUAGGUUGGCUAACCAGGUCGACGACCAAGGCGGAGCUGAUAAUAAUAAUGACAAUAAUGAUUCGAGCAAUGACAAUUACGCCAGGAAAGAACAGUGUACCUCGUCUACGUCGGGAGCGGUCCCGUUACAGGCGUAGGAGAAUCAUGAAAUGGGGUGGUCCCCGUUUUUGAACAUGGAUACUGAUCAUCAAUGGAUGUCCGAUUCUAUGUUAUACUCCCCGGUGAGUCGUAUCUUGUUGUAUGGUGGUGAUCAACUGUUUCCUCCUUCACCGCCGAUAAGUCCGCCGCCUAUUGACGACAACGCUGAUGAAUAUCAAUACUAC